UUACUCAUUUCUUGCUGAAAUCCAUCUCUCUUCUUCUCCUCCUCCCUCUUCCCUCACAUCAUCCGAAUUCACCUGCACCUUGCCUGAUCACCCCUCCGCAUCCUCCUGUCCAUUACGGUGCCAAAGUUGCAUUAUCUUCGAUUGCCUUCGCGAUUGCCUUCGCAUCUGCCGUCCCCUUCUGCUGCUCAAACGCAAACCACCCCUUCGUUCGCUAUACGUUCACCAACUCUUAACUUCACCUUCCCACUUGUCCUUUCCACUCGCCCUUCCCACUAGUCCGCAAGAUCUUGGCUCCGUUCGUUUGUUUGAUAGCUUUCUGAUUUCUUCACUCCGUCAAAAACACUCGCCUCCCCCCUGGUUUCUGGGCUCGUCUCGGUUCAAGCACCUUGCAGGUACACCUACACGUCGAUAGUGUGCGCUGGAUCGUUUGGGAACUCCACGGUUCUGCCAACACCCCGCUCUGGUUCUCCCCCGUGUCAUAUUUCCUGGUCACCAACUUUACGAGAUCGCUUCCAUGCGUAGUGGUUUCGUCGUCUGAAUAAUUUUAUCCACAUAACACGCCAUCCCUUGUGGGUUCUAAACCUCCUCUGUUCCCUCAGCCAUACAACACACGCCAGUUCUUUCCUGCACCCCUCCCUGUAAACACUAUUUGUGCGAGGUCGGGAUCAUCUUCCCACUGGCCCUUGGAACCACUUAAGCUUGAGUUCCCGGUUCCCCUCUAACACUGCGGCUACUCCGUCCCGUAAACUGGUGGGAUAAUAUUUACGACUCCUGCAUCGUGCUUACACGAAACGAAACGAGCCUCUUUACAAGCACUUAGUCGUAUUUAGCUGGUCACUUUGCUCCUUUCUUCUCCUUAUUAUUACCUUUUUCUGCCGUUGGCAUCCUUUCUUUUUCUUUUUUCCCCUUAUACCGGUUUAGCGGUCGUUAUCUACUGUAUCCUCUCAUCUCCAGACUUCGUUCUUGAGGUGUGAAGUUCAGCAGUAUUCGACUAUCCGCCAGACCAACUUGAAUUAUCGUCGUCCUGGCAACAAGAAGAACUUACGGAGCUCUUUCAUCCUCCGACGAAAGUGAAGGCGAACCUCCGAUUUCCACACAAGAACGCGGGACAACAAGUAACCUAAGUUUGGCAUCUGCGGCUCCUGGAGCACAAGUACAGCAAGCAUCGUCUUCCGCUACCCCUGCCCAACCGUCAGGGAGUCAGGAAAGCCCGGCGAGAAAACGUAGACGGACCUCCGCAUACAGCCCCAGUAGCGAGACUUCCGCUACUUCAUACCUGCACCCUCGGUCCGCUAGCGGCACCAGUAGCAACGUCACCGGUAAUAUGAGAAUCGAAAACAAUGGGUUGAACUCUCAGGCCUCGGUGGCGGAUAGUGGACGUUCGGGGACUAAUGGAGCCUCGUCGGCCGCUGUGGAAACGAAUGGAAAUGGUGCUGGUGUUCGUAAUGGUUCUGGGAAGUUGGAGGGUGGCUCAACGGCUUCGUCUUUUACAAUGCUUGCCCCGCCUACACCUAAGCCGAGCUAUUUUGGCCAUGAUCGGGAGGAGAUCACUAGAAUUGUGAUUCAGUCGUUGGUGGAUUUGGGGUAUCACAAGGCAGCUCGUGUGUUGGAAGAGGAGAGUGAAUACACUUUGGAGUCUCCAGAGGUAUCAGAAUUUAGGGAUGCCGUGCUACAGGGUCAAUGGAAUAAGGCUGAGGAGCUGUUAUUUGGGCUGGAAAUUAAUAAAGAUGCGGACGUUAAUGCCUUGUUGUUUUACAUGAGACAGCAGAAGUUUCUUGAGCUUCUGGAGGUUGCAGACGUUUCGAGAGCUUUACAUGUUCUCAGGACAGAACUAACUCCCCUUAAUCAGAGCGUAGAAAAGUUACAUUCUCUAUCUAGCUUAAUGAUGUGUAUAUCUGCCGACGAUCUUAAAGCACGAGCUGAGUGGGACGGCGCGGCCGGGAUGUCUCGCCAACAGCUGUUGUCGGAGCUCUCGAAGUCUAUCUCGGCCUCGGUAAUGAUCCCCGAACACCGACUCGCUUCACUAUUACACCAGGUCAAGCAAAACCAAUUAUCCAAGUGUCUUUACCACAAUACCGCGAAUUCGCCUUCAUUGUAUACGGAUCAUCAUUGCGACAGAAAUCAGUUUCCGUUGUCGACAGUGGAAAUUUUGACCGACCACAAAGACGAGGUCUGGUUUGUGCAGUUUUCGAACGACGGAACACGAUUGGCCACCGGGAGCAAAGAUUUUACUGUUAUAGUAUGGGACUUGGAGGAUUUUCAACCGAUACAUCACCUCAAAGAUCAUACGGGCGCGAUAACGUAUCUUCGGUGGUCGCCUGACGACUCGAAGCUGUUGAGCUGCUCUCAGGAUAAACAGGCAAAGUUAUGGGAUACAACAACUGGCGGGUGCAUAAGAACGAUGAGUGCCCAUACUGACUGGGUCAGUUCGUGCGCAUGGGCUCCGGAUGGGCAGACAUUCGUGACUGGAAGUGUGGAUAAAGAGAUGAUCCUUUGGAAUCUUUACGGAGAGAGUAUCCACACGUGGACCGGCGCAAGGGUAUACGACUUGGUAGUUACUGCGGACGGGGCACGAUUAGCUGCGGUAUGCACCCAGAUGAAGUUACAUGUUUUCAACUUUGUUACCCGAGAGAAGGAGUAUGAGCGUGAUCUAGGUGGCGUUUCCACAUGCAUCUCUGUUAGCAAGGAUUCGAGAUACAUACUUCUCAACAUGGGUGCUGGGGUUCAAGAGCUCCGGCUCUUGAACAUUGAGACGGGUGCAGAUGUUAGGCACUUUUCGGGAACGAAACAGGAAGAGUUUGUUGUAAGGAAUUGCUUCGGGGGAGCCGAUGAGAACUUUGUUGUCUCCGGUAGCGAAGACUCAAACGUCUACGUCUGGCGCAAAGAAAACGGAGCACUGGUAGAAGUCUUGCCAGGCCACUCCGGGAUUGUGAACUGUGUGGCUUGGAACCCUACAAAUCCUUACAUGUUUGCUUCAGCUGGUGACGACAGAAACGUGCGAAUAUGGUCAAAAGCUCCUCAACCUCAACUGAAGGAGCAAAGAGAAACAACUGUGCAACCAAUCGCCAAAAGGGAUCCAGGAUGUUUACCGGAAUUGUCGAAGCAAUCGGGACAACUAAUAUUGCCCUUUCCCUGCCAACUAGCAAUCUCCUCCAUAACACAUUCUGAAACAACCCAAACCACAACCUUAACAAUUGCCGGUGCUGCUCCAAUCCUCACUGACGCCCAUCUCGGCGACAGUAUAAGCGUAAACGGCACCUGUCUAACAAUAACCUCCUUUACCCGGGACACCUUCACGGUCGACCUCUCCCCGGAAACUCUCCGACGCACAACAUUCCCCCAGUCCCUCCCCUCCUCUUCUCCCAAUCCGGUGCAAGUCAACCUCGAACGCGCCGUCAGCGGGGACGUACGUUUCGGUGGGCACUUUGUCCAGGGACAUGUUGACACCAUCGCUAGCAUUGUCGACAGAAGGUCCGAUGGAAGCCCAGUUGUGUUCAGGUUUAAACCUAGGGAUAUGGAAGUUAUGAAGUACGUCGUCGAGAAGGGCUAUGUUGCGGUUGAUGGGGCGAGUUUGACUGUUGUUGCUGUUGGCGAGGGGGAGGAUCAGGGGUGGUGGGAGGUCAUGUUGGUUGAUUAUACCCAGGAAAAGAUUAUCACUGCUAGGAAGCAGGUUGGCGAAAAUGUUAAUGUUGAGGUUGACAUUACGGGGAAGUAUAUUGAGAAACAGGUUCUUGCGUACUUGGGCGCUGGGGAUGAUGGAGAAGGAAGGGGUGGCUUGUUGGAGAGGGUUGUUGAGAGGGUUGUCGAGAGGAAGCUGUCGGAGAGGAAAUAGUCGCCCUGCGACGGGGCUGAUAUAAUUGCUUCACGGGGCGUUG
Molecule: messenger RNA, 3875 nt
Organism: Tuber melanosporum (Perigord truffle)
Lineage: Eukaryota; Fungi; Ascomycota; Pezizomycetes; Pezizales; Tuberaceae
Exons: 11
Coding region: 1325-3832 (835 amino acids)
Biological process (GO): proteasome-mediated ubiquitin-dependent protein catabolic process
Cellular component (GO): GID complex
Molecular function (GO): protein binding
Source: RefSeq, a predicted model, not a curated record